This is a messenger RNA of Lactuca virosa, 414 nucleotides long. The record is from the annotation of a GenBank genome assembly. Lineage: Eukaryota; Viridiplantae; Streptophyta; Magnoliopsida; Asterales; Asteraceae.
AUGGCUAGCGAUGAAGGCGAAUACAUGCUUGUUCCUCAUAAACAUAAAAUCAAUUUCUACAGAACCACAAAAGUUCGUGUAUCCACUGAUUUUGUUGAUACGGUAGAUCCUUAUCAUUUUAUCUCUUUCCCAGAUUUGCUAGCCAGGAACUUUGACACUCGUGUUGCAUUUGAUUUUCUUGGUGAAGUUGUGUCAACUGAUCCCAUGCGAGUCAUUGUUGAGUAUGGAAGAGAGAAAAUGUUAAUGAAUCUGGUUGCUCAGGAUUUAAGUGGUACGAAAAUUGCAGUCGCUUUGUGGGGCAGUUUUGCACUGAAGCUGAAUACUUACAUUUCACAACAUAAUGAGACUGCUCCUGUUAUUAUCCUGCUACGUUUUGGCGAAACUCAAAAUUUGGGGUGGUCAGCCUCAAGUUAG